AUGGUUGGAGCGGCUGGAGAUGGAGAGGCUGGAGAAGGAGAGGCUGGAGAAGGAGAGGCUGGAGAAGGAGAGGCUGGAGAAGGAGAGGCUGGAGAAGGAAAGGCUGGAGAGGGAGAGGCUGGAGAAGGAAAGGCUGGAGAGGGAGAGGCUGGAGAGGGAGAGGCUGGAGAGGAGAUAGACAUCAACCUUGUCAAAUGGGAGGACGAUACUUGGAAAUACCUAACACCACUCGCAGUCGAUCCAAAGGAUCCGUCUAACAUCGAACGGUUGAUCAACGAUUACAUGACAAGAGGAAUCAGGGCUUUCAACACAUAUAUGCGAAUGAUUAGCCCCGAGGAAUGCUUUCAGAUAGUUGUCAAUAAUAGGACACACACAAUCCUCCUUAUUGCAGAAGACGAGCUUGCUAUUGAUAGGAUGCAUGAAUCUGUAGCGAAGCUCCACACGGAUGCAACCAAGAGAGUCAUCAGUUUGAAACGCAAGGCCACCGAAGAUCUGUCUCACACUUACCAUGCACGGAAGAUGGUUGUCACCACCGAUGGGAAUGAGCUACCGUAA
Molecule: messenger RNA, 555 nt
Organism: Pseudogymnoascus destructans
Lineage: Eukaryota; Fungi; Ascomycota; Leotiomycetes; Thelebolales; Thelebolaceae
Exons: 1
Coding region: 1-555 (184 amino acids)
Source: RefSeq, a predicted model, not a curated record